This is a messenger RNA of Plenodomus lingam JN3, 210 nucleotides long. The record is from RefSeq and is a predicted model, not a curated record. NCBI's taxonomy places the organism in Eukaryota, Fungi, Ascomycota, Dothideomycetes, Pleosporales, Leptosphaeriaceae.
AUGGUUGUAUAUGGAGAGACCCUGAUCGGGAGUCUAGACACGGUACACUUGCAAUAUGGAACACCCCACAUCCCGUACGUAUGCAAAAGGUCGUCGUAUGCGGCUAUCGCGGAACUUUCACUGUUCGGCAAGGAAGAGGAGGUCAUGUCGACGCCCUCUCGCUACCACAAGCCAGAUCUUGACCUCAUUCCCGUGGGUACCAGAUUUUGA